AAGCAGGUCGUUCAGGUAGAUAUGACAGAAUUGUCUGUAGUUGUCAAUGCGAUUCUGUCUAUAGUUGGAUACUUUAUUUGUGGUAGUCUGAUAAAGGAGUAUAUCCCUAUAUUUAUACAGAGAAAAAUGUAUGGAAACGACCAAUGUAAGAAAAGCGACGAUCCCAUCCCAGAGCCAAUGGGUGUAAUUUGUGCCGCUGCUUACCUUAUCAUCAUGUUCUUGUUUAUUCCGUUUCCAUUUGCUGAGUGGCUUGGAAGCGAAACUGAGUUUCCAUACUCGAAGUUGUUGGCGUUUUUGUCUGGAUUGAUCUCUAUCUGCACUGCGAUUCUGCUAGGAUUUGCUGAUGAUGUUCUUGAUCUGAGAUGGCGUCACAAAUUAGCGUUUCCGACCCUGUCUUCAUUACCACUGCUCAUGGUGUACUAUGUGUCAGGAGGGUCUACAACAGUCGUUAUUCCUUCAACAAUGGUGCGGGCUGUGCUUGCUCCAUUUGUACCUUCAUGGGUCUCUCAAAGCAUUCCUGCUACAAUCAAUAUCCAUCAUCUUUACUAUGUUUUCAUGUGCAUGGUCGUGGUUUUCUGCACAAAUGCGAUCAAUAUUUUGGCCGGUGUAAAUGGUCUCGAAAGCGGGCAAGCUCUGGUGAUAGGUGCAAGCGUUGUACUUUUCAACUUGAUACAGGUUACGCGUGUAGAAGAACAGUAUUGGGACCAUUUACUGUCACUUUAUUUUCUGAUACCCUUUUUAACGUGUACAUUGGCGCUCUAUCAAUUCAAUAAAUAUCCAGCACGAGUUUUUGUUGGUGAUACAUUUUGUUAUUGGGCAGGAAUGACUCUAGCCGUCGUAUCAAUUCUUGGUCAUUUUAGCAAAACCAUGAUACUGUUUCUUAUUCCACAGGUGUUCAAUUUUCUAUACUCUUUACCACAACUCUUCAAGCUUGUGCCAUGCCCCCGACAUCGCUUGCCGAAGUUCAAUCCGGAAACGAAUAAGGUUGGCAUGAGUAUGGCUGAGUUCAAAGAAUCGGAUCUCAGAUUUCUCGGAAAUUUUACUCUCAAACUGUUCUCCGCAUUUGGUCUACUCCAUAGCAGAAGUUUUGAUAGAGAUGGGACGAGAUGGCGUGAAAUCAACAACCUGACUCUGCUGAACUUGGUACUGAAGUUUGCUGGACCUUUGCAUGAAAAGACUCUCACAAAAGCCCUUCUUCUCAUCCAGCCACAUGCACUCACUACUCCAGCAACGAGAAAUAAAUCUGAUUUCUUGAGUUCUAAAAAAACACUUUGUCAUUCAGAGAAGCUGUUUCAUAGCUACGCAGAAAAUGGCUCUACCCUUACAAAGGACGAGGCUGCUGCGGCAUUAGCUGAACUGCCCGAGGAAAACAGACUACUCAGGCACUUCAGCCAAGAAUUUGAUGAGCACGCAAAUGAAGGGCACAUUACGUUCACAGGUAGGAAAAAUCUAUAA
Messenger RNA from Cylicocyclus nassatus, 1455 nucleotides. The record is from the annotation of a GenBank genome assembly. Lineage: Eukaryota; Metazoa; Nematoda; Chromadorea; Rhabditida; Strongylidae.